Molecule: messenger RNA, 474 nt
Organism: Seminavis robusta
Lineage: Eukaryota; Bacillariophyta; Bacillariophyceae; Naviculales; Naviculaceae
Source: the annotation of a GenBank genome assembly
AUGACGCCUCUUGACGAUAAUAUCUUCCACCGCUACUUUGAACGAAAAUGUGAAGUAUGCUUCCAAACGAUACAUUUACGAGAGGAGCAUGACUAUCAAUGCGAAGGCUGCACAACGCUCAUGUGUCAAGACUGUGCCCAGAAAGUCCAUUGCAUGCUGUGUGCUACCGGCAGCAACAAUGCCGGAUGUCCGACCUUUUGUGCCGAUUGCAUGCAAAGCUGUCAAGCCUGUGGAGAAGGAGCAACCUUUCAUCCCUUCUGCAAACGUUUCCACGCUUGUGUUCAUGGAAGUGCUACCCGUACUCCCACCACAACAACUGGUUCCAAUGGCAAGCGAUCAAUUGGGUCGACUGGUAAAAAGUUGGGAGUGGAGAAAACAGAGUUCAAGAUUCGCAUUGUGAAACGCAAGCUAUGGAACGAGGAAGGGGUGAAAACUCCCAAAAAGACAAGAGAAACAAAAGCAUUGUUGAAUUAG